Molecule: messenger RNA, 1523 nt
Organism: Gekko japonicus
Lineage: Eukaryota; Metazoa; Chordata; Lepidosauria; Squamata; Gekkonidae
Product: paired immunoglobulin-like type 2 receptor alpha
Exons: 7
Coding region: 31-978 (315 amino acids)
Biological process (GO): T cell costimulation; cellular response to lipopolysaccharide; immune response
Cellular component (GO): external side of plasma membrane
Source: RefSeq, a predicted model, not a curated record
CCUUCAUACCCACUUCCCUUCCCGGAGGCCAUGUGGCUGGCCCUGAUCCUGCUGGCUCAGCUCCUGCACAGAGAGAUCCCAGUCCCAGCGGGAGCGACGUCCCCAGGUCAGAAUGGGCCGCUAGCCAAGAGUGAAUGGCCCCUGGAGGAAUGCCAGGAUGCGGAGGAGGAGCCGGCCGGCUGCGUCUGUCAUCAGCAGUAUCAGGUCUGCCAGCCCACCCAGCUCUCUGCCGUGGUGAACGGAUCGGUCACCCUGCCCUGCCGCUUCAGCUACGACUCGAGGUGGGAGCCCUCCGCCGCCGCCCAGGUCCGCUGGCGCUUGGGAGGCUUCCAUUCCACCCGCUACCUGUUCAGCUGCUGCUUGGACCAGAGGCACACGGACCCGGAGUUCCAGGGACGGGUCUCUCUGGACAGGGAGGAGGGACAGCGGCACACGGCUUCCAUCCGCAUCACGGCCCUCAGGGAGUCUGACUCCCGGCUUUAUUUCUGUCGCGUCUCCGUGAAGCCCCAAUUUGGUAAAGAAAAGGAAUGGCAAACCAUCACGGGGACCAACCUGACCGUCACAGCACCCCCACAGCCACCAGAGGGAAGGCAUCACACCACGGCCUUCCUCGCAGGGGUGUCGACUGGGGCCAUCCUCCUGGCAGCUGCCAUCGUUCUGGGCCUGGCGAUGCUCCUCCUCGCCCAGAGAAAAGAUCACUGCCAAAAGAGAACCCAAACCAGGAGAGCUGCCAGCAGAGGGCAGGGCGAGAAAGAGCCCGAAUACCAGGAGCUCCACUGCAGAGGAGCCAGAGCCCCCCCUCUGGAGAAGCCCCUGCCCCUGCCUCCCCCCACCGGCCCCCGGGCUCAGGGGGAGCCCCCAGGCCCGGUCUACGCCAGCUUGCUGCUCUCUGAUGCUCCAGACAAGAAGAGGGCGGCGCUGAAAAGGGAGGGCGGCAGAGCGGAGGAAGAGACCACCUACGCAGCCGUCCGGCAGUGAGAAAGCGGCCGCUGUGGGGUGGACUCCUCGGCCCUUGCCCGAUCCCCCUCCCCCGCGAGCUGGAGCGUGUGCGCCACGGCCUCCACAAGAGGACCUGGGCAAGAGGACCUGGCUCAUGCUGGCCCACCUCACAGGGCCGUUGUGGAAAUGGCGAAGAAGGCCCAUGGGGGAAACUGUGCAGGAGUAUGAAGGCCAGGGGGAGUGAAGGCAGGGGAAAACACAACAACACGUGGCGGGCUGCCUGUGUGGUUCUUGAACAGGCCCCCCCCCCCCGGGGCUUGUGGAAAUUAAAAACAAACGAACGGCUGGUUGGUUUCUGAUUUCUGGACAGAGGCCGGCUGCGGGAGCAUGCGCGGACGUGCACUAUGGCCCAUACCCGGAAAAAGAGCCGCGACGACCAGAGGAAGACCUGUGCCAGAAAAAAGACGCUGACGCCGGAUUGAAAAGACCUCCCCACAAAAGAGACCAUAACAACAAAGACUCCGCUAUGGGUGCCUGUUAGGUUAGUCAGUUCCCCCUCAGUUGUAUGUUUGUGGCCCUAUGAA